UCUAAAGGCGGUCUGUAUUCGUGACUGUGGGCGUGUGUUCUGCGUCGAAACAGUUUUUCUGCAACAGUUCCGUGUUUUUCUCUUUUCCUAUAGAAACGGUCAGAGGUUGACCGUUAGCGUUAAGUUUAUCAUGACCGCCUCCGCGGUGUUUAGACCUGUCCGCCUCGCAGCGACUCUCGGCAGGAAAAUCGCACCGUGUCAAGACGGUAUAGCGAGAAGCUUAAAGUCACAAACCAGCGAACUAACAGGGAAAUUAAAGACGGUCGAGGAUUUGCCAGGUCCCAAUUUAGCGACCACAGUUUACUUUUUUUUCAUAAAGGGCUACGCGGAUAGGAGCCAUGCAAUGCAGGUGGAACACAAACGUCUGUAUGGGCCGAUCUGGCGAUCCCGGUUUGGUCCAUUUGAAAUUGUUAACGUUGCGACAGCGGAGCUCAUCUCUCAGGUGAUCCGUCAGGAGGGACGCUACCCGUUGCGCUCCGAACUUCCGCACUGGAAGGAGUACAGAGACCUGCGCGGACAAGCUUACGGGCUCCACGUCGACACGGGUGCAAACUGGUACCGCCUGCGCAGUGCUCUGAACCCGAAGAUGUUGAAACUGCACGAGGUGGCUACAUAUGCACCAGUUCUCCACGAUGUUGUAACGGACCUGCUGCAGAGGCUGGAACUCCUGCGUCUGCGUAGCCCAGACAAGACCACCGUGUUUGACCUGGCCUCUGAGCUCUACAAGUUUGGCUUUGAAGGUAUCUCCUCUGUCCUGUUCGAGACACGCCUGGGCUGUCUGCAGGAGGAGAUCCCCAAGGACACACAACGCUUCAUAGGAGCUGUCAACAACAUGUUGACCCUCUCUGAAUCUGUGCUCUUCUUCCCUCGCUGGACCCGGAAAAUCUUCCCUUUCUGGACACGCUUCGUCCAGGCCUGGGAUGACCUCUAUGAUGUGGCCCGACAUUUGAUUGACAGGAAGAUGAAGCAGAUAGAAGAGCACGUGCAGCAUGGUGAGCAGAUGAAGGACACUUACCUCACCCACCUGCUUUCCAGUAACAAGCUCUCCCUGGAGGAACUGUACACCACCAUCACAGAGCUGCUACUAGGAGGCGUGGACACAACAUCUAACACCCUGUCCUGGACAUUGUAUCACCUUGCUGGGGAUCAGGAGAUCCAGAAUCAUCUCUAUCAGGAGGUGGUGUCCGUUUGUCCGCACAGGGAGCUGCCCACCACGGAGCAUCUGAGAAGGAUGCCCUACCUAAAAGCUGUCAUUAAGGAGAUACUCAGAUUAUACCCAGUAGUGUCUGGCAAUGGACGUUUUACUGUGGAAAAAGAAGUUGUCGUGGGCAAUUACUGGUUCCCAAAGAAGACGCAGUUCCAUCUCUGCCACUACGCGGUGAGCCACGAUGAGAACGAGUUCCCCAAAGCGGAGUGCUUCUUUCCAGAGCGCUGGUUGAGGGGCGGGGCCUCCUUCUCCAAGCACCACCCCUACAGCUCCAUCCCGUUUGGUGUUGGAGUGCGUGCCUGUGUGGGGAAGAGGCUGGCGGAGCUGGAGAUGCACAUCGCUCUGUCCAGGCUGAUGCAGCACUAUGAGGUUCACCGUCUGGAGGAGGCCCCUGCAAUACAGCCUAAAACCAGAACCCUUCUCAUUCCCUCCCAGCCCAUCAACCUGCGCUUCCUCCCCCGGGCCUGAGGGUGGCGAUGCUUACCAAGACAAUAGGAAAGGACACCGCCUUUAAGAUCCCGCAAAUCCUCUGGGAUGUAAAUUUAAGGUGAUAUCACAGUGGCCCCAGCGUUAAGCAAGCUUCGUUAGUAAACACAAAGUGAUGACAACAACUUUAAGUGUAGUCACUAAAUGUAAGCAAAUUCAAAUAACAACUAAUAAAUCACUAAAAAUAAAAAUGUAUUUACAGAUUCAACCAAGGGAUUCAAAUUAAUUUUGUUAUUGCCACAAAAUCCUGAUCCAGCCAUUACGGUUUACUGCAUGAUCAUCACCCUGUUUUGUUAUUUCCAGUCUUGCUGUGCAUAUUCAACAGCCUUUCAGGUUUAAACACUCAUCUUUUUUUCUGUCAUGAUCCACAUUUUAGGCCCAUUCUUUAGACCUGGGCUUCUAUACAACCUAGUACAGGUGUGCUGCAAACACACCUUAGUAAACAAAUGGUUGGUCUCUCAUGCCUGGAGUAGAGCUUUAUGGGAUUGAGGGUACUGGUAACACUGCAUAUUUGUGCAGGUAUGGGGACAAAAUGAAAAAUAUUGCCAAAAUGGCAAUAGAUACGUUAUUCCUGUAGGAACAGUAAUAAAAUGGCUGUUAUCACUGUGCAUGUGCCAUUAAAAUGCAAUCACCACAGGAGAAAUGUGAAAUACAACACCUACUGCAUUACGUUGUCAUGUCAGAUAUGAAUACAGUCCACCUUCAGAUGUAAUCAAGGCACACCUACAUUGCUUCCCAGGGGAAUUUCUGAACUACCUGUUGUAUUGGAGCAGACAGAAUUAAGGGGGCGCAGUCCAACCCCUUCGUUUGCAUCCAGUCCUAGGGGCUGAAUGCUUUCUUAAAAAGGCUGACCUGUUGCUCCUUUCUGCUUUACUCUCUCUCUCUCUCUCUCUCUCUCUCUCUCUCUCUCUUUCUCUCUCUCUCUCUCUCUCUCUCUCUCUCUCUCUCUCUCUCUCUCUCUCUCUCAUUGUGUCUGUUUAGCAUCAGCUUUCACUAUUUCUCUGUUCUUCUCAUCUUACUCCUGUUUACUGAUCAUUUCUGAGUGCCGUCUCACUUCUAUCAUGAGAAUAUUUUGUAUAUUUACAUUUAAUUUUGAUAACUUUCACACAUAUACAUGUGAAUAAUUCAGUUUAUGUCUCAAAGAAAUCAUUUCUCUUAUAUAUGUGACUGAAUUAUUAAAAUGUGAAUUAUGUGAUGUUUUUUCAUAAUCAGUUUAUGCUAGAGAGAUAACACUCGUAAAGCUUGUAAAAAAAGCAAGUUACUGGUGUUAUUUUAUAUUUUACAAGCUUGUGUUAUUUAGUUAUAAGUGAUACCUUGGCUUUAGUUGUCUAAUGUGUUUUGUUAGAUUAAAUGCUUAUAUGUGGCUAGCCUUAAAA
Molecule: messenger RNA, 3069 nt
Organism: Electrophorus electricus (electric eel)
Lineage: Eukaryota; Metazoa; Chordata; Actinopteri; Gymnotiformes; Gymnotidae
Gene: cyp27a2
Product: cytochrome P450 family 27 subfamily A member 2
Biological process (GO): glucocorticoid biosynthetic process; cellular response to peptide hormone stimulus; cortisol metabolic process
Cellular component (GO): mitochondrial inner membrane
Molecular function (GO): monooxygenase activity; heme binding; iron ion binding
Source: RefSeq, a predicted model, not a curated record